AAUUUGAGCUUUCGCGUUCUUAUAUACUGAGAUCUUACAUAGAAAACGUGAAUUUGAAUUUUAAUGUGAAAAACAAACAUAAAGUAAGCAAAUUAAUGCAUGUUAGUUUUAAUCGUUUUGCAUUAUUUUAUUUCUAACUUUUGUCUAGCAAGACGCCAAAUGCUAUUUCUCACUCUCGCCCCUAGAGCUCUUUCAGAUAAAAUCCAAGGGUUUAAUGUCAAAGAGCUCUGGGGUCGAGAAUGGCUAUUUCUUUCUCUUGGACUUCACACACGUUUUGUUCUCAUCAAGAAAGCAAAAUGUUUAAUGAAUGUAGGAAAGCUUAAGCUGUUGUCAUUAUAUAUUGAUGAGAAGAAAUGUGACUUCGUGUGAAACGAAUAGGGAUUUAUUUUUCCCAUGGCUUUUUAAUUCUUCUUUUGUUCCGUCUCUCACGUGCUCAAUUGAAUUAGCAGCUGAGAUUUCAUGCAAAUUUUAGCAACGAUAAGCUACAAUUUGUUUAGGCUUUCACUUUUGGAAGUGCGCUCAAUCUAUCCGAAAAACGAAACAAGAAAGAAAAUAAAAAGCAGUAAAAAUUAGAAACAAAUUAUCAGUAAAACCAACAUGAUGCUUUUUCUACUCUUCGUGUAUUCCAUGUUUACUUCUGUGUCUGGUCACACAUUUACGUUAAUAGAUAGAGAAAAAUCGUACGCUCGUCUGCAUUCGCCGAUGUGGAAACGAAAUGGAAAAUUACAUUUUAAUAUGAAAACAAAUGGAAAGGACGGUACAAUUUGUACGAUUGAAAAUCAAGUUGGCGAAAUUAUGAGAUUGAUAUCACAAAAAGGCCUUCUUCAAAUUCUAUUUGACGAUAUCAAGCAACCGGUAUUUACGGACAGCUUAGAAAUAAGAGAACGUCGUUGGAAUCACAUUCGAUUGCAUCAAACACGUGAUGGUUUAGCAAUGCGCUUUAAUCACGUGAAUAUGGACAUUCCGUUGACAAAAAGACGGUGGAAGGUUUCUUAUUGGAAAAGCGUGACCAUAGGUGAACCAUUGCAAGAACGGAAUGAAGUAAAUAGCCAAAGAAGUAUUGUAGGUUGUAUACAACUUCAUACACAUAAACAUGAUGAAAAGUUUAUAGACAACAAGCAAGCAAUAUUGGACGGUUGCAUUGACGCAUGCGCUGUACAAUCCUGUCAAAAUGGUGGAGAAUGUGUUAACCAAUAUAAUGCUAUUACUUGUGACUGUCGAAGCAGUGGUUACACUGGAAAAACUUGUGAUAUCAAAGCUGAAGCAGUAAAAUUAGACACCUCGAAUUUCAUAGUAAUGGAAGUCAAUCUCUUGGACGAAGAUGACGAAAUUUCGAUUCGUUUUAAAACAAAUAUUCCAAGUGGAAUUUUAAUAGCAACAGAAUCACAAGACGAGUUACCCUUGGUCGAAUUAUAUAACUCAAGUAUUCUUGUUGUUGUUCAAGUUGCCACAGGUGUAUUACGAAUGAACAUCGGCAAGGAUUUACACGACGGGCAGUGGCAUCAUUUUCAGUUAUCUCGCAACUUUCACGACGUCAAACUAAAACUCGACAGUGACGUUAAUGUGCACGCUAUUAUCCGCGACGAAAACAACAACGUCAACCUGAGUAAAGAAGAAAGUUUCUUACAUUUCGGAGGAGUUGUGAAUCCUAAUGAUACUAUUUACUCUCUAAGUAAACAAAACUUUAAAGGUUGCUUGCAACAAGUUUUUUUUGGUCAAAAUGACGUCAUAAGAAAUUCGUUACGUCAGCACAAUCCGUCAUAUUCAACUGCUGGAAAAAUUGAGCCUUGUCAUGGUUCUUCAGGGUAAUAAGUUUCUGGCACUUAAACCAUAAGGGAUUGCAGUAAAAUCGGAACAAACAGUGACGCCGUCAUAUUUGUAAAAACAACCCCUCUUGGAGUUUGUGUGGAACACAGUCCGGCGGAAAGCGCGGCAAAAAAAAAAAGAAAACACAUUGUACCAAACAGGAUGGGUUUCUUAAACAACUAUAUAGUUGCACUUUUGAAAUAAUUUACAAGACAUACAGAUUGGUUGAUCAGUUCGUCACAAUUCGUCCACGUCUCCUGCAAAAUUGUCGUCAAAAGUUCAGCUUUGUCAUGUAAUUCUUUUUCGAUGUACAACAGGUCCCCGUGUAGCUAUGGAAACAAAAAAAUUGUCAACAGAUUCUCCUUUUUUUUGUAUUGUACAAAUUGUAAAAAGGUUUAGAAAAGUAAUUUUUAUUACUA
Hydractinia symbiolongicarpus is the source of this 2225-nucleotide messenger RNA. RefSeq names its product contactin-associated protein like 5-3-like. The transcript has 4 exons. The record is from RefSeq and is a predicted model, not a curated record. NCBI's taxonomy places the organism in Eukaryota, Metazoa, Cnidaria, Hydrozoa, Anthoathecata, Hydractiniidae. Bases 598 to 1809 code for a protein of 403 amino acids.